Molecule: messenger RNA, 1362 nt
Organism: Syzygium oleosum
Lineage: Eukaryota; Viridiplantae; Streptophyta; Magnoliopsida; Myrtales; Myrtaceae
Exons: 1
Source: RefSeq, a predicted model, not a curated record
CUUUGGUCGGUCCAUGACAUUAGGUCGGUCGUGAGUCUUGGUCUAUACACUAUGGGAGGGGCAGACAUCCGGAUUCUUGAUGCUCCUAAGGACGAGCUCCGUGCCUGGUGGAAUCUACUCAGUCCGACCAACCGCAAGCUAGUUGAGGGCCACAUCGGGAGGCUGCUCCCCCUACUGGAGGUCAAAGUCCGUACCGGCCUCGUUCGAGCAUUAGCGCACUUCUGGUGUCCGGAGACCUCUACCUUUAUAUUCGGUAAGCACGAGCUCACCCCGACAUUGGAAGAAUAUAGCGUGCUCAUUGGAAAACCAUUGGAGUCGGAGUUAGUCACACCACCUUUGGGAAUUGAUUCUACUUUAAUGUUGGCUGAAUUUUUGAAUGUUGGAAAAGAUGAAUUGGGAAAAGUUUUAAAAGCAAAUCGCGGCACAUGUCCUUUUUCAUUCCUGAGUCAGUGUUUUGAAAAAGCCACAUCUUUUCAAAAGGGCAAAAUCUUUUUGUUAGCAUUUUUCGGGUUCGUGAUUUUUCCUCACUGUAAGAAUGCAUGUAGUCCGUCAAUCGCAUGGUUGGUCCAACAAGUCUGUCUUGAAAAGAAUUUUGGCAACACCAUUUUAGCCGAGACUUUCAUUUCCCUCACUAAAUUUAAGCAACAUGUUGACAAAACGUUUCAUGCCCCCCUCGAACUUUUGCAAAUUUGGUUUUUGUCUCACAUAAAAGGGUGUGGCGAUUUACUCACAAUAUCCGAGCUUAGUGAUUCUAGCCAUCCCAUUUUAAGUUAUAAAGAAAAACAAGGAAAUGCAUCUGAUUAUCAUUAUUCCGAAUGGAUCAUUUUCAUGAAAAACGCUAGACCCCAAGGUUUCCAUUGGCAUGCUAAUUGGUUCAAGGUCGAGGAAGCUCGACUUACGUGUAAUGGUGUUGGACCGGUGCCACUUUUGGGCUUCACUGGCGCAAUCGAGUACUACCCUGCCAGAGUGUCCCGACAGUACCAGAUUCUCCAGGGACUCCCUCCGGCGUUACAACCGGAACUCCUCCGGGUCGACUUCGCCGAUGAUGAUAAAGACCACGAAGGGACCGUAGCUCAGCUCAAUAAGAUGUGGAAGAAGUGCCGUGUGUUAAAGAUAGCUCGGCCCGAAGGAGAACUAAAGGGAGAGCAGAAGUCCUAUUUCGCGACGACCCAGUACAUUCGACGGCACAGAAUCCCGCAGGAUUUGCUCCCGAAGAUACCCAAGGUGCCUCUCAAGUCCGCCAAUCGCUCAGAGAACAAUCGCCUCAAAAGGAAGGCCGAAGAAGCUGAAGAAAAGGCAGCCAAGAUAGCUCGAGCUUAUGAGCAAUUGAAGAAGGAAGUCGCCUCCCAUAUGUCUAUAGAU